AUUCCUUCUAAUCAGGCUCACCCUCAGCGGUACAUAGUUAGUCCCCCUCACCCCAGCUCUGACCCCUGUCGUUGUACGGUACGACAAGCCAUUCAUCCACAGCCCAAGCUCUGUCUCUGUCUCUCAAACCGGUUUCAAAACGCGUUCCUGAAGUACCCCGGUCACGGACAUUCCUCUUCCUUCUCUCUUUUUCUCAUCCACUAUCUUCUAUCCCACUCUUUCUCUUCUCUCUUUUCUUCCAUCCUCGCGUCAUACAUCUCCCUUUGCUCUCACUUCUCAACAUCUCGAUACCUCGUGUUUGCAGACUGACGUAGAGGCCAGCGGCCAUUUUCAUUCUUUGACACCAUGUGUGGAAUCUUUGCAUACUGCUCCUAUCUCGUCGAGAAAGAUCGCAAGUAUGUCUGUGAAGUGUUAUGCAAUGGUCUUUCUCGAUUAGAAUACCGUGGUUAUGACAGUGCUGGUAUUGGUAUCGACGGCGAUACUCCUACAUCCCCAAUCAUCCUCUUCAAAGAAGUUGGCAAGGUCGCCGCAUUGCGCAAGCAUAUCGCGGAAGGCAUCCCCACCCCUGCUCCCUCCCCUGACAAUGUCGCUGUCAACGGAAGUGCAAAGCACGUCGACAUGAGCAAGGUCUUCCUCUCGCAAACCUCCAUGGCACACACUCGAUGGGCGACUCAUGGUGUUCCAAACCCUCUCAACUGUCACCCCCACGUCAGCGACCCCAUGACCGAGUUUAGUCUAGUGCACAAUGGUAUCAUCACAAACUACAAGGAACUCAAGCAAGUUUUACAAAAGCGCGGAUAUGUCUUCUACACCGAUACCGAUACGGAAGCAGUUGUCGUUCUGUGCAAAUACGUAUGGGACAGCCAACCUCAUCGCCGUCUCAGCUUCACCGAGCUCAUCAAAGCUGUCCUGAAGGAGCUCGAAGGCUCAUUCGCGUUCGUUUUCAAAUCUACCCACUUCCCUGAUGAAAUCUUGGCCUGCCGACGAGGAUCCCCUCUCCUUAUCGGUGUCAAGACCGACCGCAAGCUGAAAGUCGACUUUGUUGAUGUCGAAUUGGCAACGGACGAGAGAAUCGUGGACGAGCACCCUAAUGGCCUUCUUGCUGUACCCCCUGGUGCGGCUGAACGAGUUGGUCCUCACGGGGCCAAGCUUCGUCGAUCUCAAUCCCGCGCCUUCCUUUCAGAUGACGGCAUGCCACAGCCUAUCGAAUUCUUUGUCGCUUCGGACGCUAGUGCAGUAAUCGAGCACACCAAACGUGUUCUCUACCUCGAAGAUGAUGAUAUCGCUCAUAUUAGCGAAGGAGAACUGCAUAUUCACCGCUUGCGUCGUGAUGACAACAUCUCCUCUGUCCGAGCUAUCGAGCAUCUCGAGAUUGAGCUCGCCGAGAUUAUGAAAGGCAGAUACGACCACUUCAUGCAGAAGGAGAUCUACGAACAGCCCGAGUCCGUCGUCAACACCAUGCGUGGUCGUGUCAACUUUGACUCGCGAACGAUCAUGUUAGGCGGCCUGAAGGUGUAUCUCCCGGUCAUCAGACGGUGCAGAAGACUCAUCUUUGUGGCAUGUGGGACGAGCUACCAUUCCUGCAUUGCUGCGAGACCAGUGUUCGAGGAAUUGACGGACAUCCCUGUCGCGGUCGAACUGGCUUCUGAUUUUCUGGACCGACGCACUCCUGUUUUCCGAGACGAUGUGGGAAUAUUCGUGUCGCAGUCGGGUGAGACUGCCGACACCAUUUUGGCCAUGAGGUACUGCCUGGAGCGAGGUGCUCUUUGCCUAGGUGUCGUCAACGCUGUCGGAUCGACUCUGUCGCGUGAGACUCACAGUGGUGUUCACAUCAAUGCUGGCCCGGAGAUUGGUGUUGCGUCCACCAAGGCGUACACGUCACAGUAUGUGGCGUUGGUCAUGAUUGCUGUUCAAUUGUCGGACGACUCGAUCAAAAAGACUGCUCGCAGAGAACAGAUUAUUGAUGGCUUGCACGACAUUCCAGAACAAAUCAAAAAGGUGCUUCAUAUGGACAAGGCGUUGCAGCAGUUGGCAAAAGACAUGUUGUCACACGAGAAGAGUCUGUUGAUUAUGGGUCGAGGGUAUCAGUAUGCGACCUGCCUGGAAGGAGCUUUGAAGAUCAAGGAGGUGUCAUACAUGCACAGCGAGGGGAUUCUCGCUGGCGAACUGAAACACGGUCCUCUUGCGCUGGUCGAUGAACAUCUUCCGGUCAUCUUCAUCAUGACUCGUGACUCGCUUUAUCCCAAAGUGCAGUCUGCGCUGGCCCAAGUGAUGGCUCGUAAAGGUCGACCGAUCAUCCUGUGCAACGAAGACGACUUGUCUAUCCCUGAAUCAGCCAAGGUAAUCCGCGUGCCCAAGACGGUUGAUUGUCUGCAAGGACUGAUCAAUGUCAUUCCACUCCAACUGCUCUCUUACCACCUGGCAGUGAUGAACGGCGUCGACGUCGACUUCCCUCGUAACUUGGCCAAAUCAGUGACUACCGAGUGAUCGCUCCUUGGUCAAAAUCCCCAUGUUGUGUCUUUCCACCAGCACCCCAAGAAUCGUCCCCUUUGCAUUUUUGUUUCCGUACAUCGCACGUCUCCCUUUCUCUUGUACUUAAUGGUCAGAGUUUUCAUUGUGUCUAUGUCACGUAUGGUCAUGCU
Messenger RNA from Tremella mesenterica DSM 1558, 2642 nucleotides. RefSeq lists its product as uncharacterized. Gene Ontology annotation, molecular function: L-glutamine:D-fructose-6-phosphate transaminase (isomerizing) activity; carbohydrate derivative binding. The record is from RefSeq and is a predicted model, not a curated record. Gene Ontology annotation, biological process: protein N-linked glycosylation; fructose 6-phosphate metabolic process; UDP-N-acetylglucosamine metabolic process. The coding region runs from base 346 to 2487 and encodes 713 amino acids. The transcript has 17 exons. Lineage: Eukaryota; Fungi; Basidiomycota; Tremellomycetes; Tremellales; Tremellaceae.